This is a messenger RNA of Callithrix jacchus (white-tufted-ear marmoset), 10342 nucleotides long. RefSeq names its product dynein 2 intermediate chain 1 (gene DYNC2I1). Gene Ontology annotation, cellular component: cytoplasmic dynein complex. Gene Ontology annotation, molecular function: dynein heavy chain binding; dynein light chain binding. NCBI's taxonomy places the organism in Eukaryota, Metazoa, Chordata, Mammalia, Primates, Cebidae. The record is from RefSeq and is a predicted model, not a curated record. Gene Ontology annotation, biological process: intraciliary transport.
AUGUUGGCCAGGCUGGUCUGGAACUCGUGACCUCAGGUGAUUCGCCUGCCUUGGUCUCCCAAAGUGCUGAGAUUACAUGCGUGAGCCACCUCGCCCAGCUGAGAAGAACCAAGGAUGAUACCUGGAAGGCAGAUGACCUCAGAAAACAUCUCUGGGCCAUACAGUCAGGUGGUUCCAAGGAAGAAAAGAAGCACAGAGAGAAGAAGCUGCGUAAGGAGUCUGAGAUGGACCUUCCUGAACACAAGGAGCCAAGGUGCAGGGAUCCCGACCAGGAUGCCAGGAGCAGAGACAGGGUGGCCGAAGUCCAGACCGCUAAGGAGAGUUCUCCAGGGGAGAGGGACAGAGACAGACAUGGGGAGAGGGACAGAGACAGACAGAGGGAGAGGAGAAGAGACACAAAAGACCGGGAGAAAGAAAAGCUGAAGGAGAAAUAUCGAGAGGCAGAGAAGUCUCACAGCAGAGGAAAGGACAGGGAAAAAGAAAAAGACAGAAGGGCCAGGAAGGAAGAGCUCCGGCAGACCAUGGCCCACCACACCCCGCUAGGCCAGGAGGCGCGCGACCGGCAGCUCCUGGAGCGGGCAGAGAGGAAAGGCCGCUCAGUGAGUAAAGUAAGAAAUGAAGAGAAAGAUGACUCUGAAAGAGGAGAUGAAGAUAGAGAAAGAAGAUACCGAGAAAGAAAGCUGCAGUACGGGGACAGCAAAGACAACCCUCUCAAGUACUGGCUUUAUAAAGGAGAAGGUGAGAGGAGACACAGGAAGCCAAGAGAGCCAGAUCGAGACAAGAAACACCGGGAAAAAAGCAGCACAAGGGAAAGAAGAGAGAAAUAUUCAAAAGAGAAAAGUAAUUCAUUCUCUGACAAAGAAGGCGAAGAAAGACGUAAAGAAAAGCGACACAAAGAAGGCCUUCAUUUGGAUGAGGAGAGGCACCGAAGCCACAUGGAUAGAAAAGAGAGAUUGGCGAAAGAGGAGCACAAGAAAAGAGAAUCCAAGAACGGUGAACACAGAAAUCGAGGUGCAAGUUCAAAAAGAGAUGGGACCAGCAGCCAGCAUGCUGAGAAUUUAGUAAGGAAUCAUGGAAAAGAUAAAGAUUCAAGACAGAAGCAUGGCCACGAAGAAGGCUCAUCCGUGUGGUGGAAGCUGGGCCAGAGGCUGGGAGGCGAGGAAACUGUGGAAAUUGAAAAGCAAGACAUUGAUUUAGAAAAUGGUGGAGCUGAUGCAUAUGCAGCCAGUUAUGAAGAUGAUUUUGAAGACUACGAAGAUGACUUUGAGGUUUGUGAUGGCGACGAUGGUGAAAGCAGUAAUAAACCUGAGUCAAGAGAAAAAACUGAAGAACUUCCUCUAGCUCAAAAAAAGGAAAUACAGGAAAUUCAAAGAGCUAUUAAUGCAGAAAAUGAAAGGAUUGGCGAGUUAUCUUUGAAACUGUGUCAAAAGCAAGAUGGAAUAGAAUUUGAAAAGGAGCCAAGGACAGAUACAAACAGUUCCCCUUCCAGAGUCUCCGUUUGCGGAAUUCUUGUGGAUUUUGCCUCAGCUUCACGCCGUCAGAAGAGUCGGACCCAGGCCCUUAAGCAGAAGAUGCGAAGUACAAAACUGCUUCGGCUUAUUGACUUAGAUUUUUCAUUUACUUUCUCCCUCUUGGAUCUACCACCAGUAAAUGAAUAUGACAUGUAUAUCAGAAACUUUGGGAAAAAAAAUACCAAGCAGGCAUAUGUUCAGUAUAAUGAAGAUAAUGUUGAAAGAGACAUUCAAACUGAGGAAAUCGAGACCAGGGAAGUGUGGACCCAGCAUCCAGGAGAAAGCACUGUUGUGUCUGGAGGCAGUGAGAAAAGAGAUCCCUCUGAUGCUGUAGUUAUGCCGAAGAUUGAUACCCCAAGGUUAUGUAGCUUUCUGCGGGCGGCUUGUCAGGUGAUGGCCAUUUUGCUGGAAGAGGAUCGCUUGGCAGCUGAACCCAGCUGGAAUCUUAGGGCUCAAGAGAAGGCCCUGUGUUUUAGUGACAGCUCUUCUCAGCUGAACACCAGUCUGCCAUUCCUUCAGAAUCGAAAAGUAUCCUUGUUGCACGCGUCCCAAGCUCAGCGGCAGAUGGUCGUCUCCGCUCAUGAAUUACCUGAGAAGGCCUUUGCACCCCCACUGGACAGCAAAUAUAUCCUCUGUGUGUGGGAUAUUUGGCAGCCUUCAGGGCCACAGAAGGUUCUGAUAUGCGAGUCCCAGGUCACGUGUUGCUGCUUCAGCCCUUUUAAAGCAUUUUUACUGUUUGCUGGAACAGCGCACGGCUCCGUUGUCGUCUGGGAUUUGAGAGAAGACUCGAGGCUGCAUCACUCUGUGAAGCUUAACGAUGGUUUCUGGACGUUCCGGACGGCCACAUUUUCCACUGAUGGAAUCCUUACCUCAGUGAACCACCGAAGCCCUCUUCAAGCAAUAGAAUCUGUCUCAGCGUCUGUCCACAAAAAGCAGAGCUUUGUGCUUUCACCCUUUUCUACUCGAGAAGAAAUGUCAGGUUUGUCCUUCCACAUCGCUUCCUUGGAUGAGAGUGCGGUUCUCAACGUGUGGGUGGUAGUUGAAUUACCGAAGGCAGACAUCGCAGGUUCAAUAAGUGAUUUAGGUCUGAUGCCUGGAGGGAGGGUCAAGCUGGUGCAUAGUGCUGUGAUCCACUUGGAUGACAGCCUUUCCCAUAAAGGUAAUGAAUUUGGGAGGACUACACAAACACUGAAUGUAAAAUUUCUGCCUUCAGAUCCUAAUCACUUUAUCGCUGGCACAGACAUGGGUCUCAUAACCCAUGGCACAAGACAAGAUUUGAGAGGGGCUCCAAAACUAUUCAAACCUCAGCAACGUGGUAUAAGACCCGUAAAAGUUAAUGUCAUUGAUUUUUCACCAUUUGGAGAACCAAUAUUCUUGGAAACCAAAACCAAAUACACAGCACUAAGAUCUUCGCCAGUAAGAACUUAGAGCUCAAGUCUGAAGAUCCGAGCCGAUAGGAAGAAAACUGGGUUUCCAUAUCCACAGUGCCCUUUCCCCCUUAUUUAGUCUGGCAUGAAGUGCAUGGAAAAAUCUCCCCAGAAUCCAUGGUUUCUGUGCUGGAGAAAGUAAAAAUUGAGGUGGACACCCAGUUUCUUUACUUUCUUGGGUGCCCUGUCCCUGCCUGUGCCCAUGGGGAGCAUCCUUUCUGAGUGCUUGAAGGGAGAAACACCCCUGAGGAUACCCAGAAGCAAAGUGGAGGUGGGACUACUGUCUCCAGCCCUGGAAACUGCACCUCAGCCAAAAGGGCACUCAAUCAGAGUAGCCGCUCACAGCACCAUGCCCAGGCUGUUCCACAGCCUUCUGAACACAAACCCUCAGGACAAAUCCUUUGAGACCUCCCUCGUUUGAUGCAGGCCUCCCUCAAUCACUAAAUACAGCCAAGGUAAACCUCAUCUCAUCUUAAGGUGAACCUCAUCUAUAGCUGAAAAGGAGGCAGCAACCUAGCAGUCAGCAUUUGCUAAGCAAAUAUAUUCAAUAAAAACCAAAGCAAGCUGGACAAAGAAAGCUGGAAUAAAUAAUUAAUCCUGCAAUGCAAAGACACAGACGUACACCCACAAGAAACAGCAGCAAACAGGGAACCAUGACCUCCUCAAAAGGACAAGGCGAAAAUCCAGUGACCUAAUGAGGCAGUGAUUUGUGAACUCUCUUACCAAGAAUUCAAAAAAGCAAUUUUAAGGAAACUGUGAUCUCCAAGACAACACAGAAAAGCAAUUCAGAAAUUUAUCAGAGACAUUUAACAAAGAGAUUGAAAUAAUUUAAAAAAUCAAAUGGAAAUCUUGAAAUUGAGUAACAUAUUUGCUGAACUGAAGAAAUUCAUUAUAGGCUCUCAGCAGCUGAGUGGAUCAAGCAGAGGAAUGAAUUAGUGAGCUAAAAACAGGCUAUUUGAAAAUACACAAUCAAGGCUGGGUGUGGUGGCCCACAUCUGCCAUCCCAGGAUUUGGGAAGCCAAGGCAGGAGGACCGAUGAGCCAGCCUGAGCAACAUGGGGAGACCCUGUCUCUUAAAAAAAUUUAAAAAUUUCCCAUGAAUGGUGGCAUAUGGAGGCAAAUGGAGGCUGAGGCAGUACGAUUACUUGAGCCUGGAAGGCUAAGGCUGCAGUGAGCCCUGAUUGUGCCUUGCCCUCCAGCUUGGGUGACAUUGCAAGAUACUGUUUCUAAAAGGAAAAAGGAAAGGAAAUAUACAAUCAGAGGAGAAAAAUAAAAGAACAAAAAAGGAAUGAAGACCACCUACAAGACAGAGAAAAUAACUUUUAAAGACCAAAUCUAAGCAUUACUGAUAUUCAAGAGGGAGCUAACAAGGGUUAGAAAAUGUAUUCAAAGAAAUGAUAACAGAAUACUUUCCAAAACUUCAUAAGGGGAUGAAUAUCUAGAUAUAGGAAGGUCAGAGAACACCGAACAGAUUGAACCCAAAUAAAAUUACCCCAAGGCACUUAAUAAUCAGACUCUCAAAGGUCAAGAGGAAAGAGAAGAUCCUAUAAGCAGUGAGAGAUAGAAGCAUUAAUAAUAACAAGUAAAGGAGUUCCAAUUCAUCUGGCAACAGACAUCUCAAUGGAAACCAUACAGGCCAGGAGAGAGUAGAGUGACAUUUUUAAAGUGCUGCAGGAGAAACACUGCCAUUCCAAGAAUACUCUGUCUAGCAGAUUGUCAUUCAAAUAUGAGGGAGGGAUAAAGUUUAUCCCAGACAUACAACAGCAGUAAACCAAAGGAGGCUGGGCUUGGUGACUCACACCUGUAAUCCCAGUACGUUGAAGGUCGAGGCGGCUGCAUCACUUGAGGUCAGGAGUUUGAGACCAGCUUGGACAACAUAGUGAAAUAUAACUCUACUAAAAAUACAAAAAUUAGCCAAAUGUGGUGGUGGGUGCCUGUAAUCCCAGCUACUCAGGAAGGUAAGGCAGGAGAAUCGCUUUAACUUGGGAGGCAGAGGUUGCGGUGAGUUGAGAUUGUGCCACUGCACUCCUGCCUGGGUGACAGAGUGAAACUCCAUCUCAAAAGGAAAAAAUACUAAAGGGAAUUCUUCAACCUGAAAAAAAAAGCUAACAUGCAAAAAAAGGCAUGAAGGUAUAAAAGCCAUUCAUGUAAUUAAAUACAUGGACAAACCCAGAAUACUGUAUUACUGUAUUUGUAGUACACAAUAUACUCAUAACUACUAUGAAACCCAAAAGACAAACCUAUUAAAAAUAAUAGGUAUAGCAACUUGUUAAGAUACAGAUAAUUUAAAAAUAUAUAAAUCGAGAUAACUAAAAGUCAAAAUAUGAGCGAGAUAGAGUUAAAGUGUAAACAUUUUUUGUUUGGUGUUUUCCUUGUUUUUAUUUUUUUAUUUGUAUUCUAAGAUAAGUUGUCAUCUCCUUAAAAUAACUUGUUUUUUAGGGCUAGGUGUGGGGAUUUAUGCCUAUAAUCCUAGUGCUUUGGGAGGCUGAGGUGGGAGGAUUGCUUGAGUCUAGGAGUUUGAGACCAGCUUGGGCAACAUAGUGAGACCUCAUCUCUACCAAAAACCCCAAACAAACUGAAAAACCAGUUAUCUGGGUCUAGUGGUGCCCAUGCCCACCUGUAGUCCUAGCUAGCUACUUGAGAGGCUGACAGGGAAGGUUGAGCCUGGGAGGUCAAAGCUGCCGUGAGCUGUGAUCCUGCCACUCCACUUCAGUCUAGGUCACAAGAUGAGAUAAAUAAGUAAAUAAUCACAAUACAGAAACCUAUAAUAGCUUAAUUCAAAAUAAAAAGCAACCAAUUAGAACAUACUAGCAGAGAGAAGGAAGAAGAGAGGAAUCUUAAGCAGAAGACAAGCAACAAAAUGGCAGUAGUGUGUUCUCAGAUAUAAUAUCACUGAAUAUGAAUGUUGUCAAUUCUCCAAUUAAAAGUCAUAGAAUGGCUGAAUGGAUAAACAAGACCAAACUCUAUGCUGCCUUCAAGAAACUCACUUUACCUAUAAAGACAGACAGACACACUCUCUCUCUCUCUCUCUCUCUCUAAAAGUGAAGGGGUGGAAAAGAUAUUCCAUACAACUAGAAACCAAAAUAGAGCAAGAGUGGCUAAACUCGUAUCAGAUAAAUUAGACUACAAAUCAAAGACACUAAAAAAUGACAAAGAUGGGUCUAUAUAAUGAUAAUGGAUUGAUUUACUACAUAAUGACAUAUGGCUCGAUUCAGCAAGAGGAUAACAGUUACAAGUACCUAAGCACCCAACACCAGAACUCCCAAAUAUAGAAGGCAAAGAAACAUCAGAGUUAAACUACACACUAGACCAGUGAUCCUCAACCUUUUUGGCACCAGGGACUGUUUUUUGUGGAAGACAAUUUUUCCCUGAACUGGGGUUUGAGGGACAGUUUCAGUAUGAAACUGUUGCACCUGAGAUCAUCAGGUAUUAGAUUCUCAUAAGGACACUGAAGCCUAGAUUCUUUACAUGCACAGUUCACAAUAGGGUUCAUGCUCCUAUGAGAAUGUGUUGUUAUCACUGAUCUGACAGGAGCUGGAGCUCAGGUGGUAAUACUUGCCUGCUGCUCAGCUCUUGCUGUGUGGCCCAGUUUGUAACAGGCCCUGGUCUGUUACUGCUCAUGGCUCAGAGGUUGGGGACCUCUGCGCUAGACCAAAUAGGCCUAACAUUUACAGAAUACACAUUCUUUACACUAGCACAUGGGACAUCAUCCAGAAUACACCGUAUCUUAGGCCCCAAACAAGUCCAUACAAAUUCAGAAAAAUAGAAAUUAUAUUGAGUCUCUUUUAUGAUUACCAUGGAAUAAAACUAGAGAUCUUUAACAGAAGGAACCUUGAAAAAUACACAAACACAUGGAAAUUAAACAUCUUCCUGAAUGUCUAGUGGGUCAACGAAGAAAUUAAGAAGGAAAUUUAAAAAUUUAUUGAAACAAAUGAAAAUAGAAAUGCAACAUAUCAAAAUUUAUAGGAUAUGACAAAAGUAGUACUAAGAAGUUUAUAGUAGUAACAAAUGCCUUCAUCCAAACAAGUAGAUUUCAAAAUAAAUAAUGUAACAAUACACCUCAAGGAAGGAGAAAAGCAAGAACAAACCAAACCCAAAAUUAGCAGAAGGAAAGAAAUAGUAAAGUUCAGAGCAGAAAUAAAAUUGAGACAAAUUACAGAAGGUCAUUGAAAUGAAAAUUUGAAUUUUGAAAGAAGCAAAAUUGGUGAACUUUUGGCUAGAAUAAGAAAAAGAUUAAAAAAGAAUCAGUCAAAAAAGGAGAUACAACAACUGAGCCCUAAAAAAUAACAAAUAAUCAUUAGAGACUGUUAUGAAUUGCUAUAAGCCAACAAAUUGGAAAACCUUGAAGAAAUGGGUAAGUUCUUGGACACAUACAACAUACCAAUAUUGAACCAUGGAGAAAUAGAAAACUUCAGUAAAUCAAUAAUGAGUAAUUAGAUUGAAGUUGUACUAAGUCUCCCAUCAAAGAAAAGCCCAGGACCUGAUGGCUUCACUGCUGAAUCCUACCGAAGAAUUAAUGCCAAUACUUCUCACAUUCUUCAAAAAAAUUGAAACGUUCUACAAGGCCAGCAUUACCGUGAUGCCAAAACCAGACAAGGACACAACAGAAAAUGAAAACUACGAGCCAGUAUCCCUGAUGAGCAGAGGCAAAAAUCCUCAACAAAAUACUAGCAAACCAAAUUUAGCAAGAUGUUAAAAAGAUCUAUUCACUGUGAUCAAAUGGGAUUCAUUCCAGGGAUGCAAGGAUGGUUUAAAAUAUGCAGUCAAUAAACAUGAAACAUCACAUUAACAGAAUCAAGAACAAAAAGCAUAUCAUUUUAAUAGAUGCCAAAAAAAGCAUUUGAUAACAUUCAGCAUCCCUCUGAUAAAAGCCCUCAUCAAACUGGGCAUAGAAGGAACAUACCUCAAAAUAACAAAGGCUUUUUAUGACACACCUAUGGCUAACAUCAUACUGAGUGGAAAAGAAUUGUAAGCCUUUCCUCUAAAGGCUGGAAUAAGACAAUGGUGCCCACUUUUGCCACUCCUUUUCAAUAAAGUACUGGAAGUCCUGGCCAGAGCAGUUAGACAAGUGAAGGAAAUAAAGAGCAUCCAUUACUGGAAAGGAAGAAGUCAGAUUAACCUUGUUUGCAGACAGUAUGACCUUUUCCUAGAGAAACCUACACUCCACCAAAGAAACCGUUACAACUGACACACGAAUCCAGUAAAGCUGCAGGAUAAAAAAUCAGUAUACAAAAGUCAGUAGUGUGUAUAUAUGCCAACGGCAACAAUCUGAAAAAGAAAUCAAGAAAGCAGUCUUCUUUAUAGUAGCUACAAAAAUGUAAAAUACCUAGGAAUCAGUCUAACCAAAGAUGUGAAAGAUCUAUAUGAGGAAAUAAAACUGAUGAAAGAAAUAGAAGAGGACACAAAAAAUGGGAAGACACUGCAUGCUCGUGGAUUGGAAGAAUUAAUAUUGUUAAAAUGACAGUGCUGCCCAAAGCAAUUUACAGAGUCAGUGCAAUCCUCGGAAUACCAAAGAAAUUCUUCACAUAAAUAGACAAAAAAGCCCUAAUAUUUAUAUGGAAUCGAUAAAGACCCUGAAUAGCCAAAGCAAUCCUCAGCAAAAAGCACAAAGCUAGAGGCAAAAGUAGACAAUUGAGAUUACAUGAUUCUAAAAGGCUUCUGAACAGCAAAGGAAAUGAAAAUAUUUGCCAAUUCUUUAUCUGACGGGAUUAAUAACCAGAAUAUAUAAGGAGUUCAAAUAAUAGCCAAAAAAAAAUCUGAUUUUAAAGUUGGCAAAAGAUCUGAACAGACAUUUCUCAAAGGAAGACAUACACAUGGCCAAGAGAUGUAUGAAUAAAAGCUCAGUAUCACUAAUCACAGGAAUGCACGUCAAAUCCACAACACGCUUUUCUUUCACCCAAGUUAAACUGGCUCAUAAAAAAGGCAGUAACAGAUACUGAUGAGGAUGUGGAGAAGGGAGCCCUUGAACAUGGCUGGUGGAAAUGUAAAUGAGGCCAGCCAUUAUGAAAAACAGUAUGGUGGUUCCUCAAAAAACUAAAAAUAGAACCACCAUAUGAUACAGGAAUUCUACUACUGGGUAUGUAGCCACAAGAAGGACAAUAAAUGCAUCAAAGAGAUGUCUGCACUCUUAUGUUUACUGUGAUACUAUCCACCAUAGCCAAGAUAGGGAGUCAACCUAAGUGCUCAUCAGUGGAUGAAUGGAUAGAGGACACGUGGUAAAUAUACACAAUGGAAUAUUGGGCAUAAAAAAGAAUGAAACCCUGUCAUUUACAGCAACAUGGGUGGAAGUUACUGGCCACUGUGUGAAAUAAGGCACAGAAAGGCACAUAUCACAUGUUCUCACUUAUAUACAGUUGCUAAAAAAGUGGCUCUCGUGAAGACAGUGUGUGGCAUGGUGGCUACCAGAAGCUCGUGUGGAUGAAAAGAAAAGCAUAUAAAAGUAUUAAUUACACUGAACUGUACACUUACAAAGAUGGUAAAUUCCUGAUAUAUAUUUUUAUCAAUAAAAAACAUUAUUUUGUUGAUUGCAUUUUGAAAUAAUGUUUUACCUUUUUUUUUUAAUUUUGAGAGGGUCUUGCUCUGCUGCCAGGGUUGGAAGUGCCGUGGCACAAUUAUAGCUCAGUACAGCCUCAAUCUCCCAGGCUUAAGCAAUUCUGUCACCUUGGCCUUCUGAGUAGCUUGGGAUUACAGGUGCAUGUCACCACACCCUGCUAUUUUUUUUGUUUAACUUUUUAAUGUGGCUACCAGAAUAUUUUUUUUUUUUUUUUUGCUUUUGAGACAGAGUCUUGCUCUGUCACCCAAGCUAGAGUACAGUGGCAUGGUCUCAGCUCACUGCAACCUCCACCUCCCGGGUUCAAGUGAUUCUCCUGCCUCAGUCUCCUGAGUAGCUGGGAUUAUAGGCAUGCAUCACCACGCCCUGCUGAUGAGAAUUUUAAAUUAUGUAUUUGGUUCCUAUUUGUGGUUCCCAUUAUGUUAGAUAGUAAUUUUAUUAGAUAGUAAUGUUUGUGGUCCAGACCUUGCCUCUGUGACUAAGGUGUGCACAUUAUUAGUAAAUCUCUUGUUUUGUGAAGGUGCAUGAAAGAAUGAUGUUUUAAAAGGAUUAAUGUAUUCUGGCCCCAGGGCCUGAGCUGGUCCUGAGUCCAGAGGUACAGCAGGUCUUCAGAGGUUUCUGGGCCAGCCUCUGGAAGGUUCUGCCCUGGCCUGUUUUUACACCCUCCCAAGAGGACCUCCACUUACACACUGGAGGUGCUGGGUUGCCCUCAUGCACCUCAGAGCCAGGGGCUCUCAUGAGUGUCCUGACACUUCUGUCCUCGGCUUUCUGAAAGUCUUACCUGCCUAGGUGGUACAAAUCAUUUUAUAUGAUUAUUGAAUGGAUCUUUUCUAAAAAAUGUUUAUUUUGACACAA